Molecule: messenger RNA, 721 nt
Organism: Cyanistes caeruleus (blue tit)
Lineage: Eukaryota; Metazoa; Chordata; Aves; Passeriformes; Paridae
Source: RefSeq, a predicted model, not a curated record
UCCAGAGCCUGCUCAGUUCUCCCGGUGAAUCUUUCAUUUUCCUGUGGUUUCUCUCCCGGUGGGAUUUUAGGAACACUUCUGGAGCUUGGACAAGACAGAAAACAAGAUCCCACCGCAGUUGAUCCUCCAGAUCUGGGACAACGACAAGUUCUCCUUCGAUGACUAUUUGGGAUCCAUCCAGAUGGAUCUCAACAGGAUGCCCAAGCCUGCCAAGACGGCGGAAAAAUGUUCCUUGGAUCUUGUGGAUGAUUCCCUGUCCUUCGGGCGCUUCGUGUCCCUCUUCGAGCAGAAAACCGUCAAGGGCUGGUGGCCCUGUGUGGCUGAGCAGGAGCAGCAGAAGAUCCUGGCGGGCAAACUGGAGAUGACUUUGGAAAUCGUGGCGGAACAGGAGCACGAGGAGCGUCCGGCUGGGAUGGGACGGGAUGAGCCAAACAUGAACCCCAGGCUGGAGGAUCCCAAGCGUCCCGAGACCUCCUUCCUGUGGUUCACGUCCCCGUACAAGACGCUGAAGUUCAUCCUGUGGCGCCGCUACAAGUGGCUGCUGCUCCUGGCCAUCCUCCUCUUCAUCCUGCUGCUUUUCCUGGGAAUCUUUGUCUACGCCUUCCCGGUAUGGAGCGGUAGGGAGAGGAUGGGAAUUGGUCGAGGUUUGCGGGGCGAUGGAAAAUUCCGUGCUGAGGAGCACAAUGGGUUAAAAAGGGACUUCUUUGGGUUUGGGAUCCUC